UUUCCCUCGGUACUGGAUGCUAAGUAGCUAGCUUGCUUAGCUGGAGCCCUUAAACGGAGAAGGUGCCGUUUGCGGCUAGAGUUCCAAACCGACGGACUUCCCUGUCGGUGCAACGGCCCACCGAGCCGCCCACAUCCGUAAGCGGGUAACGACUCACAGAUCUGGAGCACAGCGGCAAAGGAGCGAUGGAGGGUAGACUGGCGCUGUAAAUAGCGGGGGCUAACACUGCUACUCUCGUCUUGAUUUCCAGUGUUUGCUGCCCGGUCAAUCUAUGUUCUGGCAGCCCGACUCCACAACUCUGUAAAUGGGAGAUACAGAGAUACAGAUAAACUGUAGAGGAGAUCUCUUUGGUCUUCAAGACAACACUGUGGGGAGAUUGUAACCCCGAGCUCUGGUGCAUCAAUGAACGAGGAACCACCAGAGAGCCCUGUCCCGGGCAUAGAGCCUGUGCUGGACAAUGUGGGACCGACCACAGCGGAGAAACCAAGCAGCAAAGCAGAGAGACCGUCCAAGGCAACACCCUCACAUGAGCCCAUUGAGCCCUCGGACUCUCUUCCUACUAAGGAAACCCGCAGCUUCGUUCCUAUAGAGAAGUCCCCCGAAGAAGUAAACAAAGAGGAAGGGAGGGCUGCAGGUGGAGAGCCUCCUGCUGACUGGUUAGAGCCCCUUGAGGAUGAUGAAGAGGAAGACGCCAAUUCCUAUUUUGGUAGGAAUGAUGCAGAGGAAGAAAGCCUGGCAGGGGAAAGUGAGAGGAGUGAGAGCGUGGCGGGCAGCGAGAAGGCCUUCAAAAAGAAACAUCGUAUUCAAGUGACUCGCCGUAAGCGGUCUCAUCCUGACGAGGGAUGGGAGGAGUGGACUGCACUUGGAGAGGGCUGGAAACGCAAGGAAGUUGUUCGGCGAUCAGGGAGCAGCAUUGGUCAGAAGGAUGUCUAUUACAUGAGUCCAAAAGGUGAUCGAGUGAGAAGCAGAGUAGAACUGGUGUCAGUGCUGGAGGGUGUUCUGGACCUGUCAACCUACGAUUACAAGUCAGGAAAGUUCCAGGAUGGCAAAGCACGACCUAUACGAAUUCGACAAAGAGUAAAGAAAAAGAUAAGGGAGCGUUCUUCCUCGGAAUCUAGCUUCAUGGAGAGAGGAGAGGGGGCGGACACUCCUGACUCUUACCACAGGCUUACCCCCAACCUGGGACCCAAAAACGCUUUUUCCAACCAGACGGGCUUCUCCACGCAGAGCAUAGCCAGCACUCCAAAGCUCUAUCGCAAUGAGGAUCUACCAUGGGAAGACAGAAUUAAACUUCCCCUGCCCUCAUCAUCCAAACCUCUUCCUCUUCCCUCCAUCAAUGGAGAAAUUGGGACAGAGGAGAGCACUUUGGUCUGUGCCAGAUGUGGUAUUUCGUUCACAGGCACAUGGUAUGACAAACAAAGAAAGAGGCCUUGCUGUCCAUCCUGUUGGGCGGCCUCAAAGACAAAGGAGCAUCCGAUGAUCCGUUUCAGAAAGUGGAUUCCUUGUGGCCAGUGCGUGGGAUGUCACAACACCGUGAAUUGUGGGCAAUGUGCCAAUUGCAAACAUGGCCUGCAGAGCCCUGAGUCCCGGAAACGCAUAUGCCGAAAACGCAAAUGUAUUUGUCCUAUUCGCAAGGGACCUGGAAGUGGAGGCCUCCUGCAGCAGAGGUCGUACAAUGACGUUACUGAAGGCUUGGAUGACACAUGUAUGAGUUUUAAGAGUGAAUUUGCAGACUCACAGCACCAGAGUCUCAAAAGCAGCGACACAGAGAACUUCUCGGUCAAUGUUGACGUUGAAGAUGAUGACGAUAUGUCAACUGACGACGAUGAUGAUUGGCAUAGGAAGCGAAAGCGACGCUCGUGUGGAGAAUGCAAUGCCUGUCUCUGCAGGAAAGACUGCGGCACGUGUGAUUUCUGUGUAGACAAACCCAAGUUCGGAGGCAGCAACAAAAAGAGACAGAAGUGUCGUCUACGGCAGUGUCAGAGGCAGGCGAUGAGGCACCUACUGCCCUUCCAGAUGGGACAAGGAGACUUUGGGCCAGAUGGUCCGAUGACUCCGGGUAGGCCUCGACCUCACUACACGUACAGUCGUAAGUCGAAUUUAAAGCAAGACAAAGGGCAAAAUUUCGGCUUGGACUUCACUGACAAUGAAGACGAUGACUUCCAACCAAUAAGUUGGAGCACUGAGCCUGCCAGGGGUAGCAAACACAGUGAACUGAAUCCACUGAAUUACUCAAAUCCGGAGCAGCACAAUGGACUGUCUGACAGAGUGCCUCGCGUCAGCCACCAUAACUACAGUCAGCUAGACCAGCAAAGUAGAUGUGAUGCAGAGAGAUCACACUCAGGCAGAUAUGGUCAAAAGCCCAUCGAGGAUGAUGAUCAUGAUGAUGAUGAUGAUGAUGAUGAAGACGAUGAAGAAGAGGAAGAGGACUUGCCCAUGAUCACACAGAUCUUCAGUUUGGCGGGUAAUGCAGCAGGAAGUGGUACUGACAUUGAAAACCAGCUGAUGAAAUUGCUACACUCUUUGCGAAUCUCGGUGCUACCGAUCCUAUGGUAUGCCAUCAUGGUGGAGGGCCCACAGCUGCAGCUCAUUCAGUGCUCCAAACUGUCCAACAUGGCCGACACUAUGGUGCUUAUCGACCCAGGCUUCUUCUAUCAGGUCACUGUCCAGAAGCAACCGCUGCUCCCCACCCACCCGCUGUACGACAACUACCCCGCAUGCCUCACCUCUGUGACUGAUGUGGUCAAUCUGCUUCUGGGCCUGGAGAAAUAUGCCGUGUGCCAGGGUCUGUCCCCAAAAGAGUCAUCACCUAAAAAGGACCCCAUCGUAUUGGAACGUGCAUCAACAUGUGAUUUCUUGGUGAAAAGGAAUGUGAGCAUCUGUAAUCACUGCAGAGCGCUACAGGAACUUUAACUUCCACACAGACAGCAGAAACUCUCUGACCACGGUGGAAACCACCUAUUCUCUGGUGCCACUAUGUACCAUUUAUUUGUCUUUGUUCAGUUUUAUAUAUUUUUAUAGCCGUGGGUAGUAAUAUUUAUAUAUAUAUGACAUACUGGAGAUUUACGUCGGGACUGUUAUACUAUGAUAUUAUUAUUUGAAAAAAAUCCCUGCGUGUUGAUGUUAAAUCGUUCGUGUUUCUUCUCCGGCGGCCUGUGUUUGGCUUCUUAUGUUGUCUGUUAUGUCAUUAUGGGCAGUGUGAUUGGAGGGGCUGAAAUCAAUGUGUGAGCCACACUUACACUAAUAUUAACUCCUUUCCCCCUCAUUGUCAAUAAAAUAAUAAUAGGAAAUUUAAUGCCACAUUUUUUUUGUGUUGUUUUUUGUGUCAACAUCAGCCAUCACAAUGUUGUGGUGUCUCACACAUUUGAUACAAUCAAAACGCAGCAGACUUAAGUAUUUGGACAAAAUAAAUCCUCGCAUUUUUCCCAGAUUUCGAUUUUAUACAAAAAAUUGUCUAAAUAACAGUUGCUACCUUGAUGUUUCUGUUUCUUCAGUAACCAAAGCUUUGAUCAUUUUCUUUUGCAAUACUGACACUAACUUAAGGUUCAAACCCCUUAAUUAUUGUGUAUACCAGUAUAUUCAGGUACAAUAAUUAAAAAAAAGGAAAGUGAAUACACUGUAUACUAUACACUGAUUUCAUGGAUAUGACAUAGCAUUUAAACCCCCCUCACCACCCUGGCUCCUUGUUCUACUCAUUGAUUAAGAGAAUUGUAUCUAGAUCGUUUCAGUUUUUGUUACAAUAUGUCAGACACUGAAAUUACCAAAUGCAGAAGGAAAUAAAAGCAUUUUAUAAAAGCGAUACAUUCAAUAUCACAUGGAGCAUAAAGGACGUCACGAUGACCCACAUGGCUCCAUUGCAGAGAUAGGAGACGGUGUUCACGCAACAACAGAUGCAUCUUUAUGUCAUCGUCAAAGAAAAAGCUACUGAUAAAAAACUUCAUUGGCGGUAGUGAUUGCCCAAAGACAUGAGGGAGACUAAAGGCAAGCUAAUGGAGGUGCUGUGGUCAGAUGGGAUCCUGGAGUCCAGACUUUAGGUCUCUUGGACAUGUAUGACUCUCAAAUUGAACAGAAUUAUUUUUGGAAAGAAUAACCACCCCUAACAUUGUACUGACUCAACAGGAGUCUUUCUUAAGCAAUAAUUUUGUACUUUCUCAGAUGAUCCCUGCUAAAAGCCCAGUUAUGGCCAGUCCUCACUGUAUGUUUUAAAUCUGUUACGACAAAGAAUGCAAUAUAGGUUUUCUGUCACAGCAAAGAAACAUGUUAAAAAGAAUGCAUCUGCCCUGAUCAUAAGACGAAAACCAGAGAAAGGCCACGGUCAACAAGAGUUUGUGAUGCUUUUGGACUUAAUAUGACAAUAUGUUUUUUAGUGUUUUGUAUAAUUACAUCUGGUUUAAAACUGCUGCUGUGAACAUAAGGAUUUGCAUUUUCCUUCCAUGUCUGGUCUUGAGUGGUCUGAUGAUUGAUGGUUAAUGUUUUUUUGUUUUUUUUAUGACUUUUCUUUAAAUUGAUUUUUUGUUUUCACCCCUCCAUUGAGUAAGCUGGUGAUUUUAUUUUGACAAUGUGAGAGUUUAUGCAUUCUUAACAUAUCAGAUUUAUUUCGUGUUCCUGGUUUCCUCAAAUAACUGAACAUGUUGAAGCUACUGUAUGUUUGAGGUCUGUCCAUUAUUAUUUUUUGAACUAUUAUUUAGUGUUUGAAUUCAAACAUUAAAGAUAAAUGAAACAGAUGGUUUACUGCCUGUUGUUGCCUUUUUGAAGGCAGUGUUAAAUAAACAUUUCAUCCUGA
Molecule: messenger RNA, 4783 nt
Organism: Platichthys flesus (European flounder)
Lineage: Eukaryota; Metazoa; Chordata; Actinopteri; Pleuronectiformes; Pleuronectidae
Gene: mbd1b
Product: methyl-CpG binding domain protein 1b
Exons: 17
Coding region: 403-2913 (836 amino acids)
Molecular function (GO): DNA binding; zinc ion binding
Source: RefSeq, a predicted model, not a curated record